Molecule: messenger RNA, 10489 nt
Organism: Engraulis encrasicolus (European anchovy)
Lineage: Eukaryota; Metazoa; Chordata; Actinopteri; Clupeiformes; Engraulidae
Exons: 45
Coding region: 138-9884 (3248 amino acids)
Molecular function (GO): DNA binding
Source: RefSeq, a predicted model, not a curated record
AAUAAAAUCGACCAACAUGGCUGGGGUAGUGAGGAAUUUGAAGAAAAAGGUCUGGUGAUCUAUGCAUGACAUCCUUGUAAGUAAGAAGAGAAGGUUCUCACUUGGAGUUUGAACGGUGAACUGUGGAAUAACUCUAAAUGACAACCGCUAUGGAUCAAUCCCAUUAUUGGGGUGAGGUGUGGAAUCACUUUACCAUGCUGAACCACCACACCAUCAUGUGUCUUCACUGCAACACGAGCUAUAACAAGGACCCCGAUGGGUCCACCUCUAGCAUGUGGAGUCAUCUAAGAAGUAAUCAUCCGGCCACGAUUGCCCCCCCUGAGACCAAUGAAGUAGCGUCUGGAAAUCCUGGUGUGAGUGAGUUGGAACACAUGGAUAGUGGAAGAGCAAGGCAAUCUUCUAUUGUGUGGAAUCAUUUUACGUUCCUGGAUGCAACCGCGGUCUCCUGUCUUCACUGUAAUAAGAACUUAAUGAAGGACCCCAGUGGGUCCACCUCUAACAUGUGGGGUCAUCUAAGAAGAAAUCAUCCGGCCGCGAUCGGCUCCCCUGAGGCCAAGGAAGUAGCGUCUGGAAACCACGAUAGGAGUGAGAUGGAACACGGGAAGAGUGAAAGACCAAGGACACCCUCCAUUGUGUGGAGACAUUUCAGCAUGCUGAAUGAAGACACCGUCUCCUGUCUUCGCUGCAACAAGACCUUUAGCAAGGAGCCAAGGGGGUCCACCUCCAACUUGUGGAGUCAUCUAAGAAUUCAUCAUCCGGAUGUGGACAUUCCAACCAAGGAAACAGCGUCUGGAAAUCAUGAUGAGAUGGAUCAUGAGAUGGAACAGGCGAAGAGUGAAAGACCAAGGACAUCCUCCAUUGUGUGGAGUCAUUUCAGCCUGCUGAGUGAAGACACCGUCUGCUGUCUUCGCUGCAACAAGACCUUUAGCAAGGACCCCAAAGGGUCCACCUCCAACUUGUUGAGGCACCUGAAAAAUCAUCAUCCUGAUGUGGACAUUCCAACCAAGGAAACAGUGUCUGGAAGUGAGCUGGAACAGGCAAAGAGUGACGCACCAAGGACAUCCUCCAUUGUGUGGAAUCAUUUCACCAUCCUGGACGAAGACUAUGUCUACUGUCUUCACUGCAACACGACCUUUAGCAAGGAGCCCAGGGGGUCCACCUCCAAUAUGUUGAGGCACCUGAAAAGUCAUCAUCCGGAUGUGGACGUUCCAACCAAGGAAACAGCGUCUGGAAAUCAUGAUGGGCGUGAGAUGGAACAGGCGAAGAGUGAAAGACCAAGGACAUCCUCCAUCGCGUGGAGUCAUUUCAGCCUGCUGAAUGAAGACACCGUCUGCUGUCUUCACUGCAACAAGACCUUUAGCAAGGAGCCAAGGGGGUCCACCUCCAAUAUGUUGAGGCACCUGAAAAAUCAUCAUCCGAAUGUGGACGUUCCAACCAAGGAAACAGCGUCUGGAAAUCAUGAUGGGAGUCAGAUGGAACACGGGAAGAGUGAAAGACCAAGGACAUCCUCCAUCGCAUGGAGUCAUUUCAGCCAGCUGAGUGAAGACUACGUCUGCUGUCUUCACUGCAACAAGACCUUUAAUAAGGAGCCCAGGGGGUCCACCUCCAAUAUGUUGAGGCACCUGAAAAAUCAUCAUCCAGAUGUGGACGUUCCAACCAAGGAAACGGCAUCUGGAAAUCAUGAUGGGAGUGAGAUGGAACACAUGGAGAGUGGAAGACAAAGGCAACCUUCCAUUGUGUGGAAUCAUUUCACCAUCCUGGAUGAAGACCACGUCUCCUGUCUGCACUGCGACAAGACCUUAAAUAAGGAUCCCAGGGGGUCAACCUCCAACAUGUUGAGGCACCUGAACAGUUAUCAUCCGGAUGUGGACGUUCCAACCAAGGAAACGGCGUCUGGAAAUCAUGAUGGGAGUGAGAUGGAACACAUGGAGAGUAGAAGACCAAGGCAACCUUCCAUUGUGUGGAAUCAUUUCACCAUCCUGGAUGAAGACCAUGUCUCCUGUCUGCACUGCGACCAGAUCUUUAACAAGGAACCCAGAGGGUCCACCUCCAAUAUGUGGAGUCAUCUAAGAAGAUAUCAUCCAACCACAAUCAACCACCCUGAGGCCAAGGAAGUAGUGUCUGGAGAUCAUGAUGAGAGUGAGAUGGAACACGUGGAGAGUGGAAGACCAAGGCAACCUUCCAUUGUGUGGAAUCAUUUCACCAUCCUGGAUGAAGACCACGUCUCCUGUCUGCACUGCGACAAGACCUUAAAUAAGGAUCCCAGGGGAUCCACCUCCAACAUGUUGAGGCACCUGAAAAGUCAUCAUCCGGAUGUGGACGUUCCAACCAAGGAAACGGAGUCUGGAGAUCAUGAUGAGAGUGAGAUGGAACACGUGGAGAGUGGAAGACCAAGGCAACCUUCCAUUGUGUGGAAUCAUUUCACCAUUCUGGACGAAGACCACGUCUCCUGUCUGCACUGCGACAAGACCUUAAAUAAGGAGCCCAGGGGGUCCACCUCCAACAUGUUGAGGCACCUGAAAGGUCAUCAUCUGGAUGUGGACGUUCCAACCAAGGAAACGGCGUCUGGAGAUCAUGAUGGGAGUGAGAUCGAACACAUGGAGAGUGGAAGACCAAGGCAACCUUCCAUUGUGUGGAAUCAUUUCACUAUCCUGGACGAAGACCAUGUCUCCUGUCUGCACUGCGACAAGAUCUUUAACAAGGAGCCCAGGGGGUCCACCACCAACAUGUUGAGACACCUGAAAAGUCAUCAUCCAACCACAAUCAGCCACCCUGAGGCCAAGGAAGUAGUGUUUGGAAAUCAUGAUGGGAGUGAGAUGGAACACGUGGAGAGUGGAAGACCAAGGCAACCUUCCAUUGUGUGGAAUCAUUUCACCAUUCUGGACGAAGACCACGUCUCCUGUCUGCACUGCGACAAGACCUUAAAUAAGGAGCCCAGGGGGUCCACCUCCAACAUGUUGAGGCACCUUAAAGGUCAUCAUCUGGAUGUGGACGUUCCAACCAAGGAAACGGCGUCUGGAGAUCAUGAUGGGAGUGAGAUGGAACAUGUGGAGAGUGGAAGACCAAGGCAACCUUCCAUUGUGUGGAAUCAUUUCACCAUCCUGGACGAAGACCACGUCUCCUGUCUGCACUGCGACAAGAUCUUUAACAAGGAGCCCAGGGAGUCCACCUCCAACAUGUUAAGACACCUGAAAAGUCAUCACCCAACCACAAUCAACCACCCUGAGGCCAAGGAAGUAGUGUCUGGAGAUCAUGAUGCGAGUGAGAUGGAAGAAAUGGAGAGUGUAGGGACGAGGCCGCCUUCCAUCGUGUGGAAUCAUUUCACCAUCCUGGACGAAAACCACAUCUCUUGUCUGCACUGUAAUAAGAACUUAAUGAAGGACCGCAGUGGGUCGACCUCUAACAUGUUGGGUCAUCUAAAGAGAUAUCAUCCGACCGUGAUCGACCAAGAGAGUGGAGGGACGAGGCCGCCUUCCAUCGUGUGGAAUCAUUUUACCAUCCUAGAUGAAAACAACCUCUGCUGUCUUCACUGCGACCAGAACUUUUGCAAGGACCCAACUGGGUCCACCUCCAACAUGUUGACUCAUCUAAAAAGAUAUCAUCCGACUGCGAUCGGCCUGCCUGAGCCUGAGGCCAAGGAAGGAACGUCUGUAGAUCAUGAUGCGAGUGAGCUGGAAGAAAUGGAGAGUGGAAGGAAAAGGCAGCCUUCCAUCGUGUGGAACCAUUUUACGUUUCUGGACGAAAGCAACCUCUCGUGUAACUACUGUAAUAAGAACUUCAUGAAGGACCCCGGCGGGUCCACCUCGAACAUGUGGAGUCAUCUGAGAAGAAAUCAUCCCACUGCGAUCGACCACGCCGAUUCCAAGGCAGCAGAGUCUGGAGGUUAUGAGGCGACUGAGAUGCAACAGAGGGAGAGUGGAGGGACGAGGCCGCCUUCCAUCGUGUGGAGUCAUUUUACCAUCCUAGAUGGAAACAACCUCUGCUGUCUUCACUGCGACCAGAACUUUUGCAAGGACCCAACUGGGUCCACCUCCAACAUGUUGACUCAUCUAAAAAGAUAUCAUCCGACUGCGAUCGGCCUGCCUGAGCCUGAGGCCAAGGAAGGAACGUCUCGAGAUCAUGGUGGGAGUGGGAUGGAACACAUGCCAACCACAAGGCAACAACCCUCCAUUGUGUGGGAUCAUUUUACGUUCCUGAACGAAGACACAGUCGCUUGUCGUCACUGCAACAAGACCCAGCCAAAGGGGCGCGGUGGGUGCACCUCAAACAUGCUGAAACAUAUAAGAAAAUAUCAUUCGGCUUUGAUCGAUCACGCCGAGGCCAAGGAAGUGGCGUCUGGUAGUUAUGAGGAGAGUGUGAUGGAAGAAAUGGAGAGUGGAAUGCAACCUUCCAUGGUGUGGAAACAUUUUACAUUCGUGAACGAAAACACAGUCUCCUGUCUUCACUGCGACAUUACCCAGCCCAUGAAGCCAAAUGGGUCCACCGUCAAUAUGUGGAGUCAUCUAAGAAAUAGUCAUCCAAGCGUGAUCGACAGCCCAGAGACCGAGGAAGAAGCGUCUGAUAAUCAUGUUGCGAGUGAGAUGCAGUACACGGAGAGUGACGGUUCAAGGCCGCGUUCCAUUGUGUGGAGUCAUUUUGCGUUCCUGGAUGAAAUGACAGUCUCCUGUCUUCACUGCGACAAGACCCAGACAAACUGUGGGAACACCACAAACAUGAUGGCACACCUGAAGAAAUAUCAUCCAGAGGAAUUAGGGCCUGGUUACCUUGAAGAGAGAGAGAUGGAAGACGCAGGGAGAUCAAAAACAAGGAAACCUUCCAUUGUGUGGAAUCAUUGGACGAUCCUGGACGAAGACACUGUUUCCUGUCUCCACUGCGACAAGACCCAACCUAAGAGGGACAACACCACCAACAUGAUGAUGCAUCUGAGAAAAUAUCAUCCUGAGGAAAUAGGGUCUGCCAAUCAUGAUGAGAGUGAGAUGGAACACAUGGAAAGUGGAAAAACAAGGCAACCUUCCAUUGUGUGGUAUCAUUUUAGAAUCGUGGACAAAGACAAUGUUGCUUGUCGUCACUGCGAAAAGGUCCAGCGAAACUGUGGGAACACCACAAACAUGAUGAAUCAUCUGAGAAAUCAUCAUCCUGUGGAAUUACGGUGUGGUAAUUAUGAUGAGAGUGAGUUGGAAAACAGAGAGAGUGGAAGUGGAAGACCAAAGUCUUCCAUUGUGUGGAAUCAUUUUACCACCCUGGACAACGACAUUAUUUCCUGUCGUUACUGCGGCAAGACCCAGCGACACAAUGGGAACACCACAAACAUGUUGACACAUCUGAAAAAAUAUCAUCCUGAGGAAUUAGGGCUUGGUAAUCAUGACGAGAAUGAGACACAAACACAAAGAACAGUGGAAGACAAAGAGAGAGAAAGAACAAGGCAACCUUCCAUCGUGUGGAAUCAUUUUGCCGUCCUAGACGAAAGCACUGUUUCCUGUCGUCACUGCGGCAAGACCCAGCCAAACUGUGGGAACACCACAAACAUGUUGACACACCUGAAAAAACAUCAUCCUGAGGAAUUAGGGCAAAAUGUGACAAGGAAACCUUCCAUUGUGUGGAAUCAUUGGACGAUCCUGGACGAAAGUACUGUUUCCUGUCUUCACUGCGACAAGACCCAGACAAAAUGUGGGAACACCACAAACAUGAUGAAUCAUCUGAGAAAAUAUCAUCCUGAGGAAUUAGAGUCAGGAAAUCAGGAAGCGAGCGAGAUGGAACACGCGGAGAGCGAAGGGUCAAAGCCGCAUUCCAUUGUGUGGGAUCAUUUUACAUUCCUGGAUGAAAACACAGUCUCCUGUCUUAUCUGCGACAAGACCCAGUCGUACCUCAAGAGUAUGGGUACCACAAACAUGUUGAAACAUCUGAGAAAGUAUCAUCCUAAGGAAUUAGGGCCUGGUGUUGUGAGUGAGACAGAAGGACCAAAGCCACCCUCUGUUGUGUGGAAUCAUUUUUUUCUCCUGGACGAUGACAACGUCUCCUGUGUUCACUGCAAAAGCAGCUUAAAAAAGGACCCCAACGGGUCCACUUCUAACCUGUGGGUUCAUCUGAGAAAAUCCCAUCCGACCGUGGUUGAGACUCUCACUGAGACCAAGAAAGCAACGUCUGAUAAAGAUGAGGUGAAUGAGACAGAAUGUGCGAAGAGUGACAGACCAAGGACAUCCUCGACUGUGUGGAGUCAUUUCAGCCUGCUGAAGGCAGACAUCGUCUCCUGUCUUCACUGCCAAAAGACCUACCACAGGGACGGCUCUGGGUCCACCUCCAACUUGUGGAAGCAUCUAAAGUCUCAUCAUCCGGGUGCAGAACCUCCGACCAAGGAAGUGACGCAAAACGAAGAACCCACGCCUGGUGAUCAUGAGUUGAAUGAGACGGAACAUACACAGAAGAAACCAGCAGAGAGUGGAGAAAAGAGUGGAAGACGAAAGCAGUCCGUUGUGUGGGAUCAUUUUACGUUCCUGAACGAAGACACAGUCUCCUGUCUUCACUGCAGUAAGACCCAGCCAAAGGGCCGUGGUGGGUGCACCUCCAACAUGCUGAAACAUCUGAAAAUGUAUCACCCAGCCGUGAUCGGAAGCAAGGAAAGACCGGCGAAGGCGAGCAAACCAGUUAAGUUUUCAAAAGUGUGGCGUCACAUGACUGAGCUGGACUUCACCACCGCCUCCUGUCUCUACUGCAAGAAGAGACUUAAGAAGCAAACCCCCAUAAUGCUGAGCCAUCUGAAGAAGAAGCAUCCCGCCAUGUUGUCUGGUAAUCAUUUUGAAACAUUCAAGACGGAGGUGAACAUUGAUGGUGCGUCUGAACAUGGGGUGGAGGCGGCAGUCGCUUCCGUGUUGCAGCUUCAACUGCCAACGGAGACGCCUCAGAGAGGGGUGAAGUCUCGUGGCGGUAAUUCAGAGUUGUGGAGCCAUUUCACCCUCCUGAGCCAAGGCACCGUCUGCUGUCGUCACUGCAAUAAGACCCAGAGGCGCCAAAGCUCCUCCACCUCCAACAUGGUGAAGCAUCUGAAGAAACGCCAUGGUGUCGUCUUGGGACGCAGUCAGGUCAAGGAUUCUCCCGGUCAGUCGAUGGUGUGGUCUCACUUUACCCGUCCAAGGAAAGGCUCGUCUGAAGCCUCGUGCCAUCACUGCAAGAAGAUCUACAAGUACACGCACCAGGGGGGAACAAGCAACAUGCUGAGGCAUCUGAGAAUGAACCACUCCAUUCAGAUCAAGCAGGCCGAGGAUGAAAAUUAUUCUGCCAGUGAGUCGACGGUGUGGAGUCAUUUCACCCGUCUCAGGAAUGGCAUGGCCUCAUGCCGCUACUGUAAAAAGAGCUACAAGGGAAGCAUGGGCAAUAUGCUGAGGCAUCUGAGGAGUAUGCACCCCCUUCAGUUCAAGGAGAUGGAGACGGAGACAGAGACUGAGGACAAGCAGUUUCCUGAUGUGUUAACGGUAUCCAAGACACUGGAGGACAUGGUUGAUGCGCUUGACCGCGAGAACAUGGAUAACGAGUCACCUCAACGGGAGGACAUGGACGACACGAUUGAAUACGAGGAGCCCUACCAGGCGGACAUGGGGGAUGCGUCUGACCUGGAGGUGAUAGACGAUCCGUCUGACCCUGAGAUGGAGAUGGAGCUGGCGCAGGAGCAGGCGCCUCUUGAUCACGACCAGGAGCUUCAGUUGACCAUGGACACGCUUCAGACACAGCUGGAGAAGAAGGAACUGGAACUCUCAGAGGCAUACAAGAUAUUUAACGAAAGAAUUAAAGCCUUAAAACAGGACAUGAAGAGUAUAAAAAGUCGGCUCUCCCAGAAACCUCCCAGAAAAAGGGGUCGGCCUCCAAAGCAAAAGAAGAGUCCACCGCCACAAGCCUCCAAGACACCCCUCGCCAGGACACCAUCCGUAUCUUAUGAUGAUGUGGAGCCGCCGCUUACCAUGACGUGUACGACGGAGCCGAGCUCCCCCGGCACUGAUUACGGUCAUGAUGACAACUACGAAGAUGAUGACAAUUGCAAUCAGGAAUACGGUGAGCCAGUAGAGCCAGUGGAGGAUCAGCCCCUCAGGAGCUGCUACGUGAGGCUGGAGGACUGCAUGCACAUGCUGGGGCCCAACGGCGUCUAUUACCUGCCAAAGGAGAAGCGGAAGCGGAGAUCUCAACGCGUUCAGUCGAAAAGAGUGAGGAGGCGAGCCUAUCGAGACGACGAUAGUUACGACGAAGACGAUAAUAAUAGUGAUGAUCCCGACUGGGAAGACCCAGGCUACGGCCCAAAAGGUGCUGGUGGUGAUUCAGACGACGACAACAAUGAUGAUCUGGAUGACGAUGACGACGAUGAUGAUGAUACUGAUGAUGGCGUUUGGGAGAAGCCUAAAAAGGGUGGAACGAACAGAGUCAACAGGAAGGCCACCACCAAAUCCAGUCUAGCCUCCAGCAGCAAGGUCCUGGAGGGAAAGUCCUCGGGGGAAGUGUACGUCUGCAACCUGUGCGACGAGCGCUUCACCAAGAAGUACUACAUGAAGCUGCAUCGGCUGCUGCAUGACAGGGACGCGACCUUGAGCCAGUGCCUCGCCCAGCCCCUCAAGGACGUCACGGUCUUCAAGCUGGCCAAGUGCAGGCGCUGCGGGGAAAUGCUGCAGGACUGGGACCAGAUCAACAAGCCCCCGCCACGCGAUGGCGAACAGAAAGAUGCGAGAAGUGAGCCGGGCGGCAGCCGACCCACGUUUCUUUGUGCCAAGUGCGAGGCCAUUGCAGAUUCUCCUGAGGCACAAGAAUUUGACGAUUCUGAUGAUGGCGAUGGAACUGAAAGUCCAAGUCCACCGGCUUCCCCCAACAGACUCCCGAUAGACUACGUCCCGCCCACAGAAGACGUGGAGAACCCCUUGGGAGAGGCUUACAUCUGCCACUUCUGUGGCGAUCGCUUCACCAAGAAAUACUACAUGAAGCUGCACCGCCUCAUCCACGACAGCACCGCCACGCUGGCACGCUGCCUCUCGGAACCCAUGAAGCACGCUAAAACCAUCUUGCCGUUCCAAUGCGAGAUAUGCGACAGGAGGCUUAAAGACGAAGAUGGCUACCGCAUUCACCAAAGACUACACACCAAGGACAUUCCCCAAUUCAAGCGGAACACGAAAGGGCAAAAAACCUUCAAAUGUAAGGAAUGCGAUGCUGUGUUGGUGGGCGUCAGAAGCUUUUGCAACCAUCGGGAAAGGCACAGAGGUUAUAAGUGUCACGUUUGUCGUUGGUGCGGUAAGGCCUACUUCUACCUCGACAGCCUCCGCUGGCAUGAAAAAUGGGACUGCAAGAACAGACCUCAGCAGAACGCGACGGACAAUCAACAACGACGAAACCACAAGUGCACAGAAUGCGGAAAGUCAUUCACUGCAAAUAAUGUCUUGAUAAGACACUUGGCAACACACUCAGAGGAGAGGCCUUUCAAGUGCUCAAAAUGCAACAAAUGUUUCAAGACCUGUACGAUUCUCAGGUCACACAUGGAUACGCAUGCCAAAGCACGGUACCUCUGCGAUACCUGCGGCAAGACGUUCAGAACACCGUCUCGAUUGAGAUCCCACACACUGGCCCACACGGGUGAAAAGCCUCACCAGUGUGAUCAGUGCCCCAUGCGCUUCCGUUACCUCCACUGCCUGAAGAGACAUUACUUCACGCAUACCAGAGAGUCCAAGUAUGUUUGCCCCAUAUGCGACAGAAAAUUUGCCACUGCACGCAAUCUGAACAACCACAAACGGGUUCACACGAAGGAGAAGCCUUACUAUUCCUACGUGCGGACGUUGUUGCACGAUGGUCUCAUGGAAAUCGAUGGAGGCACCUUCUGUCAAUGUUUGGUUCAUGACCCUGUCCAACACUUCGGCCAUUGAGAAUGUUUUAAUCCUAUUUGUUUUUACCUUAACACCGAUUCCUGUCCAGGGACUACAGAUGAAAAUUAGCCUUGUGGCUAUAAUCUGGCUCAAUUGUAUAUUGUGCACUGUCCCUGCUAAAUAAACGAUAAAUGAAUAAAUUGACUUAUGCUAAAAGGGGGGAGCUACAGCGUUUCUAUAAAGUAAGGGAACAAUUUACAGACGUCUUGGAAAGAGUGCAAGAUGUAUAAACUGUAUAUUUCAACUUUCUUAUUGCAUUGUAUUGUAAGAGGGUUUUUAUCUUUCUUUUUUCAUUUUUUUCUUUAAUGUUGUUUUGUUUCUGUUUUAUUGGUUGUUUUUUAUCAAAAAAGUAUGUUCCUUCUGUGUUACUAAGCAUAUGUAUUUUUUGAUCUAUUUUGUUUGUAAAAUGCAAUAAAUAAAAUUCAAAAAAAAAAAUGUAGGCCUAAAAUGUUGUGAUGGGUAUUAUUUAUCAGGACGCACAUGUCUUGUGUUGCGUAUCGUAUUGUGACCCCUGAAUCGGGGUAUUGUAUCGCGAGGUGGUUGGCAAUAGCCAUCCACGUCUGAGUUCAACUACUAUCGAGUCCAAGAGAAAGACUAUCUUGAGA